GGUUGUUUUUUGGGGCACUCCUUCCUGGGGUGGGGGCCACUCGAGCGUGGCUCACUGCAGCAGAUGGGAGGGCUUACGAGGGAAGAGCGUGCUUCCCCAGCCCCAGGAAGCCAGGAUGUGUGUCCGGAGAUUCAUGCUCACUCUGCGCAUCCCUGGGGAAGAGGCAGCAGCCUCUGGGCCCUCUCAGACUCCGGUGGAUGUCCUCAGUCAAUCAGUCCUGCACGGAGGAGUCCUGGAGACAGCGGUCGCCCUUGGAGCCCCCAGGCUUAGGAGGAGCCAGCUCUGCAUCUGGAGGGCGAAGGAAGACAGGGCAGGAGCACCCUGUCUUGAUGACAGGUUCUCAUCAGAGUAGAGGAGACGCACACCUUCCCCCAACUCUGCAAGAGAGGAGUCGGGGGCAACAAGGAGAAGGAGUUCUGAGAAGAGAGGGAAACCAAAACAGCAGGGAACUGGAAAGAAAGCAGAGUCGACGACCAGCCAGACACUGCAGGCGUAAGGCAUGCCCACCAAGGCUUCCCAGCUGCCACUCACCACCACCGCCAACACCACCACCACCAGUAGUUCUGAGAACAGCAGUUUCAUCUAUGACUACGACUACUUGGAUGACCUGACCGUCCUGGUCUGCAGGAAGGAUGCGGUCCUGUCCUUCGGGAGAGUCUUCCUGCCAAUCAUCUAUGGCCUCGUCUUCGUGCUGGGCUUGGCUGGGAACCUCCUUCUCCUGGUGGUGCUGCUCCGCUAUGCGCCCCGGAGACGGAUGAUUGAGCUUUACCUGCUGAACCUGGCCGUCUCCAACCUCCUGUUUGUGGUGACGAUGCCCUUCUGGGCCAUCUCCGUGGCCUGGCAGUGGGUUUUUGGCAGUUUCUUGUGCAAGGUGGUGAGCAUUCUCUACACGAUCAACUUCUACUGUGGCAUCUUCUUCAUCACUUGCAUGAGCCUGGACAAAUACCUGGAGAUUGUCCACGCCCAGCCCCUCCAUGGACGGCAGUCCCGGGUCAGGAGCCUGCUUCUCAUCGCCGUAGUGUGGGCCACAGCCCUGGCCAUCUCUGUCCCAGAAAUGGUCUUUGUGCAGGCCCACCAGACCGCAGAUGGCGUGUGGCACUGUUACGCGGAUUUUGGCGGACACGCAACCGUUUGGAAGCUCUACCUGCGCUUCCAGCAGAACCUUCUGGGGUUUCUCCUCCCACUCUUGGCCAUGGUCUUCUUUUACUCCCGCAUCGGAUGUGUCUUGGUCAGGCUGAGGCCUCCGGGCCAGGGCCGGGCUCUGAGGAUGGCCACAGCCCUGGUGGCAGCUUUCUUCCUGCUGUGGUUCCCAUACAACCUCACUCUGUUCCUGCACUCGCUGCUGGACCUGCACAUCUUCGGGAACUGCCAGGUCAGCCACUAUCUGGACUACGCGCUGCAGGUGACUGAGAGCCUGGCUUUCUUCCACUGCUGCUUCACCCCUGCACUCUACGCCCUCUCCAGCCGCCGCUUCCGGCGGUAUCUGAAAGCAUCCCUGGCUGCGGUGCUGAGACGGCACCAGGAACCUGACGCUGCCCAUGCCCGGCCACCCAGCUAUUCUGAGAGCAGCGGGGCUACUGCCCAAGAAGACGUGGUCAGCAUGAAUGAGCUUGGAGAGAGGCGGGCUGAUGACCCCGUUGGCAAGGGGCAUAUGGGGGAUGAUCAGGCCUGAGCGGCCAUGCCACAGUCUGGGAAGAGCUCCGCGCAUGCGUGCGCUGUCUCUCUGGGGGCCAGCGCACAACUGCGCGACUGCGCUGUGUGCCCCAGUGGCUCUCAACCACUGCUCACUGCUGCCUCUUCCUCCAUCUUCCUGGACCCCGUGCUGUCCGCUGAAUCCCUGCAACCGUCUCCAUGAUCUCUGCCUCUAUCCCGUGUGCUUCGGUGGCUCCCUGGGACCCCAGCAGCCAGGGAGGUGGGUCCAUUCUUGGGCUUCCAGGGCCAUGUGACCAGCCUACCACACUCCUCAUCGCUACCACACUCCCUCCUGGUUUCCGGGUACAGGGCACACUGGCCUCCACUUGUGUUUCUGGGGUAUCGCAGGCUCAUCCCAGUAGGGAGAGUUCAGCUAUGUCAUCUUCCUGGGCAAUCUUCCCCUUGGGAAGAGAUUGGCGCAUUCCUUCACUUCCUGGGGUCAUCUUGUGGUUGAGGGGGGCCCAUGCUCAACCAACUUAAUUCCCUACCUACGUACCUGAUGCCCUGGGUCACCUGCCUCUGCACUUACACUCAGUUCACAGACUUCCCUGUUUGUUGUUUUCACUGGUUACUGCUUUAAGUCCACCCACCCAGCUGAGCUGCAGAGGAGGCUCUCAGUGCAGGGCUCACUGCUGCACUCAAACCCACGCCUUGGAAGCUUGUGUAUGAAUGGAAGGCAUUUAGAAGUAUCUGUGGAGCAAUGAGCUCUUUCUGUGAAGAGCCGCGGGCUCUCCACACACCAGGGCUGUCCAGACACCAGGGCUGUCCACACACCAGGGCCCCUUCUCUGUAACUCGGAUGGGCAUAUAGCUUCCUGCCCUUGCCAGUAGUUCCAGAACUAUAGCCUGAGGACACUGGAGAUGCUGUAGCCAGAGAACAUCUGGCAGGAGGAAGGCAGGGACCAUCCCCGGCUCUGGCCUGAUCUCGGGACCUUCCAUCUUUCCCGGCUCUGUCAGUCAAGUUCAAGUCUUUAUCUGAACUUUCCAAAACACACACUGGUGAGAAAGGCCGUCCUUCAACACAUCCUGCUGGGAAAACUUUCUGUCCACACGUGGAAGAUCAAAACCAGAGCCUGUCUCUCAUCCGGCACAAAGAGCAGCUAAAAAUGGAUCAAAGGCUUCACUGUAAGACCUAAAGCUUGGAAACCCCCGAGGGAAAAGCACAGGGGAAGCAACUAAAGGCAUCAUCAGAGGCAAGGACUUUCUGAGCAAAGUUCCAGCAACCCAGGAAGUACAAGCAGAAACCGAGAGGCAGGGUUGCAUGGAGUUGCCGUCUCUGAGGCAGGGGACAGUGGUCAGAAGAGAGCUUACAGACAACCUAACCUGGCUUAUGCCUAACAGGGCCAACAUCCAGACAGCAGAGGGAGCCAAAAACUCAAGGUCAAAUAAUCCAAUGGGGGGAAAGAAAUGGGUGAGUGAUCUGAACAGACAUUUCCCAAAAGAAGACCAGAUGCUCCAUAAAUACACAAAACACUCUGCAUUCUUGUCCACCGCAGAAACACAAAUCAGAAUGACGUUGUAACUCUACCUCCCGCCGGUCAGACAGCUGUUACCAGAGGAGCAACAGGAGCAGCAGAAUCAUGAACUCUGGUGGACAGGGAGGAAAAGGGACCCUUAUAGCCUGCUGUUGGGUAAAUUGGUACAGGUGCUGUGGGCAGUAAUUUGUGGGUCCCUUAAAAAACUAAAACUGCUAAGGAUCUGCCAGUCAGUCAGCACACUUCAGAGAUAUCACACACUGGGUUUAUCAUGCCGUUUUUAAACAAUAUCCAGGAUAAGGGAUCAGCAUAGCUGUCCAGCAGCUGGUGAAUAGACGUGGAAAAACACACCAUACACACGAUGCAGAGUAUUACCCAGCCUUGAGGGAGAGGAGGAGGAGAAGCCAAAAAAUGGACAGGGUUCUGGGUGCGUGAAGUGACAUGAGCCAGACUUAGAUGAAUAUCACUAAUUUCCUCUGAUUCAUGGAAACAAAGACACAAAAGAGAGCACGCUUGGGAGGAGGAGAGGGGAGAGGGCAGAGAAAGGAAGGCCCGAAGGGUGAAUUUGGACACAGCAUGACAUACGCAUGUAUGGACAGGUCACAGAGAACUCUGUAAGUCUACACAGGAUGAGUUCAUAACUACAACAAUAAUAGGCUAUGCUUGACACAGAGGCCAGGACGUGUGUGUGUGUGUGUGUGUGUGUGUGUGUGUGUGUGUGUGUGUGCGCGCGCGCAGGUGCUCAUGAGUAUGUAUGUGCCAGUGUGUGGAAAUAAAAGGACAAGCACAGGUGCCAUUUCUCAGGUGCCAUCACCUUUGUUCUUUGAGACUGGGCCUGUCUUCGUCUCCCCAAGUUGCACUUGCGUGUGCACCAAGCCUGGCUCUUGACACAGGCUCUUGGGGUUGGACUCGGGUCCUGGUCCUCGUGCGGCGGGUGUUUCACUGACUGCUGCUUCUCAGCAGCACCCAGACAUCGGCACCCUCCGGCUGCUCCAUUCCCUGAACAGCGCCACUCCGUGCCGCCCUCUGCACACCAGCCCUGUCUGCCCUGCCCUGCUCCCUCUUGUAAUAAAGCUUGCUUCUGGGCAGGUGUGCCCUCCCUCA
Mesocricetus auratus (golden hamster) is the source of this 4270-nucleotide messenger RNA. RefSeq names its product atypical chemokine receptor 2 (gene Ackr2). Gene Ontology annotation, biological process: G protein-coupled receptor signaling pathway; chemotaxis; immune response. The record is from RefSeq and is a predicted model, not a curated record. Gene Ontology annotation, molecular function: chemokine receptor activity. The coding region runs from base 500 to 1672 and encodes 390 amino acids. The transcript is spliced from 4 exons. NCBI's taxonomy places the organism in Eukaryota, Metazoa, Chordata, Mammalia, Rodentia, Cricetidae. Gene Ontology annotation, cellular component: membrane.